Cavenderia fasciculata is the source of this 363-nucleotide messenger RNA. RefSeq names its product S60 ribosomal protein L31 (gene rpl31). NCBI's taxonomy places the organism in Eukaryota, Evosea, Eumycetozoa, Acytosteliales, Cavenderiaceae. Gene Ontology annotation, cellular component: ribosome; cytosolic large ribosomal subunit. Gene Ontology annotation, biological process: cytoplasmic translation. The record is from RefSeq and is a predicted model, not a curated record. Bases 1 to 363 code for a protein of 120 amino acids. The transcript has 3 exons. Gene Ontology annotation, molecular function: structural constituent of ribosome.
AUGUCCACCAAGAAAGUCGAAAGAACCGAAAAGGGACCAGUUGCCCGUGAAUACACCAUCAACCUCCAAAAGGAUCUCAAGAAGAUCUGCAUCUUCCGUAGAGCUCCACGUGCCAUCAAGCUCAUCAAGAAGUUCGCUCAAAAGAACAUGAAGACCAACGUUGUCCUCAUUGAUGACAAGUUGAACAAGUACAUCUGGGCCCACGGUAUCAAGACUACUCCAAACCGUGUCCGUGUCGUUCUCCAAAGAAAGAGAGCCGAAUCUGGUGAAGACGAAACCCAAAAGAUGAUCACCGUCGCUUCCCUCGUCCCAGACGUUGCCUCCUUCAAGAACCUCAAGACCAAGGUCGUCACUGCCAACUAA